ACAAAGUCAGAAAAUUGACGGAUGACCCCGGAAACAUUUUAUUUUGCGUAGGUAUCUGGAAAACUUUCUUUUGCGAUUCGUUACUUGAUCCGGAAGAAGAGAGCGCAAACAUCAUUUGCGAUUGGAUCGUAUCAUAAAGGCGGCACUUCAGCGAGCCAGUCAUUUUGGCAACCGGAUGUGACGAUCACGGAAGCGGCUGCCUGAGCUUUCCUCUCGCUAGCGGCUUCGGUGGGCGGGGUCGCCGAGCCCCUGUGGCGCGAUCUUCACCACUGUCCCGGCGCUGCCAUUAGGGCCACGCCUCUCGCGCUGACUCUGGGAGGCUCUGGAGCGGUGUCGUAGGCUCGGUGGGGCGGGGAAUUCGGGCGGAUUCGCCGAACCUAGGACCUGGUCGGCGUCGUCAGCUGCUUCAAUUCUUCCGGUUUUCGGUGGCGGCGGCGCUUCCCUCGGAAGCCUGGGAAUACGCCCUGUUUAGAGACCGCCGUCGCCCUCCUUUCAGCAUCGAGUCUGAGUUGCUGCGGGUCAACUCCAGCCCAAUCUACACUCGCUCUGGUUCUCAGGCCUUGGAAGACCUCGGCCCCACACUGCUUACUUUCCUGGAUGUGCUGGCCCCUCCCACCCCCACUAAAAUGUCCAAUAACCUGCAGAGGGUCUUCCUGAAACCCGCAGACGGAAAGUCAGGCAACACCUCGCGUUGUGUUUCAGGCUGCAUGUACCAAGUAGUUCAGACGAUUGGCUCGGAUGGAAAAAAUCUUCUGCAAUUACUUCCAAUUCCUAAUUCCUCUGGAAAUCUUGUACCACUAGUUCAAUCUUCAGUCAUGUCUGAUGCUUUGAAAGGGAAGACAGGAAGCCCAGUUCAAGUUACUUUUCAGACUCAGAUUUCCAGCUCUUCCACAAGUGCAUCAGUUCAAUUGCCCAUUUUUCAGCCAGCCAGUUCUUCAAACUAUUUUCUUACAAGAACAGUAGAUACUUCAGAAAAAGUUAGAGUUACUUCUGUGGGAACUGAAAAUUUUACCUCACCAGUUUCUAAAGUUCAGAGUCAUGGUGUGAAAAUUGAUGGACUCACCAUGCAAACAUUUGCUGUUUCUCCCUCCUCAACACAAAAUGACUCACCUUUUAUUUUAGUAAAUACCCAGAGUCUUCCAGUGACUGUGAAGUCUCCAGUUUUGCCUUCUGGGCAUCAUUUACAGAUUCCAGCCCAUGCUGAAGUGAAAUCUGUACCAGCGUCAUCAUUGCCUCCUUCAGUUCAGCAAAAGAUACAUGCAACUGCAACCACAAGUACCUCAGGAACAGUUGAGGCCUCCCAAACACCAACCAUUAUUUACGUAUCUCCUGUAAAUACAGUGAAAAAUGUAGUUACCAAGAACUUUCAAAACAUUUACCCAAAACCUGUUACAGAAAUAGCAAAGCCAGUGAUACUAAAUACCACACAAAUUCCAAUGAAUGUUGCUAAAGAGACACAAUUAAAAGGUGGUCAGCAUUCUCAAGCUGCUCCAGUGAAAUGGAUUUUUCAAGAAAAUCUACAACCUUGCACUCCAUCUCUUGUUCCUGUUAAGUCUUCAAAUAUUGUGGCUUCCAAGAUUUUAAAAACUUUUGUAGAUAGGCAGAGUUCGGGGGAUAAUACUGUAAACAUGCCACCACUGAGUACCAUCAGUCCUAGUGGGACACAGUCCAAAAGUAUGCCUAUUAAAGAUAAUGCUUUGGUUAUGUUUAAUGGGAAAGUCUUUCUAUUGGCUAAAAAGGGGACAGAUGUUUUGCCAUCACAAACUGACCAACAGAAUUCUUUUUCUCCUGAUACUCCACCAAGAAAAGAUACAUCACAGAUAGUGAGUUCAAGUCCAGUCACAGAACUAUCCAGAAAGGUUGUAAAUAUUGUUUUGGCUAAAAGUAAAUCUUCCCAGAUGGACACAAAAUCACUUUCAAAUAUCCAGCUUGCUUCCAUGGCCAAUCUAAGGGCAGAGAAGAAUAAAAGAGUGAAGGAAAAAUCUCUUUCUACCCCAAACCCACAUAAUAUGAACCAACCCAUUAACUACUUAAAACAGAGUAAGAAUUUAUUCACAAACCCAGACUUUCCAGAUGGAUUUAGUACAGGACAGAAUGCCCCCAGAAAAGAAAAUAUCAUCCAGAGCAUAGAGAAAAUAAGUUCCUCUGUUGAUGCAACAACUGUUACUUCACAACAGUGCGUUUUCAGAGACCAAGAACCAAAGAUCCAGAAUGAGAUGGCAUCAACAUUAGGAAAAAUUACUCCAGAAAGAAAUGAAAGGAAAAAUUAUCAAGAAAGAAGCAGUAAAUCAUAUUUGAAGAGUGAUGCUGAAUUUAAAAAGAUAUUUGGUCUCACUAAAGAUUUGAGAGUGUGCCUUACUCGUAUUCCUGUCCAUUUGGGCUCUGGGAAAAGUUUUGAGUCCUUUAGCAGUUUGGUGAAGAGUGAUACUUACAAAGAAACAAAGUUUACAGUGAAGGAGGGAGAGAGAAAACAGGGUUUUGAUAAGAAAAGAAAAGCAAAAACCGUUAAGAAGAUGGAUCACACAAAGAAGAGAAAAACUGAGAGUGCUUUUAACACAGCUCUAAAUGGAGGAACUAAUUCCACCAGUUCCCAACUCAUUAGCAGCAUUUUACCAGAUUCCAAUGUAUCACACUAUAACAUUCUCACAAGCUGCAACAAAAUGAGAGAAGAAGAGAGAAGUGAGGCAGAACACUGUACCUGUGAGAACCAGGAGGAAGGUACAUUGAAUUCAAACACAGCUUUUGAACAAAGAUAUUGCUUUAAUAAAAAUUAUACUGAGGAUUUUUUCCCCAUGACUCCACCAGAGUUAGAAGAAACCAUUAGAGAUGAAAAAAUACGAAGACUUAAGCAGGUGCUGAGAGAGAAAGAAGCAGCUCUUGAAGAAAUGCGGAAGAAGAUGCACCAGAAAUAAUAAAAUGUUGGUAUACUUAAAGAUGUCAAUGAAAAAGCUGUUCUUUUUUUCCACAUGCUAUUGCAUUAAUUAUAUAUACAUUCUGAAAAUAUCUUUGAAUAUGAAACUUGUUUUUUCAUUAGUUGAUUAUAACAUUUUAUUAAGGGAAUAUAGAGAAAGUUGAUUCACAUAUGACCCCAUGAAUAAUCUGUGUGGGGUAUCUGAAUCUUUGGGUACCUUUUUUGGAAGGAAAUUUUCUUUUUUUCUAUUAUUUGAAUUAGAAGUACCUGAGUUUGAGUAUUUGUGCAGGGUUUUUUUUAUUUGUAUCUUUAGCUGAAUUGCUCAGGUGUUCCAAUAGAUAAUUACUGUAUACUGUUGAAAUUAUACAAUCUGAGGGAGGAAAUGAGCUCUAAACCUAGAUUUACCAGUAGGUUUGUAUAUGUAUUCCCUCUUUUUACCCAUAAAAUGCUGAUACCUUCUA
This is a messenger RNA of Manis pentadactyla (Chinese pangolin), 3372 nucleotides long. RefSeq names its product ligand dependent nuclear receptor interacting factor 1 (gene LRIF1). Lineage: Eukaryota; Metazoa; Chordata; Mammalia; Pholidota; Manidae. Gene Ontology annotation, biological process: regulation of DNA-templated transcription. The record is from RefSeq and is a predicted model, not a curated record. The transcript is spliced from 4 exons. The coding region runs from base 627 to 2912 and encodes 761 amino acids. Gene Ontology annotation, molecular function: nuclear retinoic acid receptor binding.